This is a messenger RNA of Centruroides sculpturatus (bark scorpion), 3350 nucleotides long. RefSeq names its product caspase-8-like. The transcript is spliced from 7 exons. Gene Ontology annotation, molecular function: cysteine-type endopeptidase activity; protein binding. Bases 314 to 1408 code for a protein of 364 amino acids. Lineage: Eukaryota; Metazoa; Arthropoda; Arachnida; Scorpiones; Buthidae. Gene Ontology annotation, biological process: proteolysis; regulation of apoptotic process. The record is from RefSeq and is a predicted model, not a curated record.
CCUUUGUCACUCGGUCACGUGACUACAUCUGGCGUUUCCGGACGUAUGCUGUAAUACAAGAACGAUGUCUUAUUACUAAAACGUGAUUAUCUCUUGUGACUCUGAACAGCCCGCGGUCCACAGGUUGAUAAGUUACGUUUUCGUAACAAAUUUAACGUUUAUCAAACUGUGGUCCUCGGACUCUUCGCAGUCCGAAAAGUUCUCCGGAAAUACGUCAGAGAUGUUACGUGACCGAUUGACGUCGAAGAUACAACACGUGACACAUUUUGUACGUCUCCGCCGUGCUGCUCCACGACGAAAACGUGUUUAAGCAAUGGCGACCCAAAAUAUGCAGAGUCGGAUGGAUCUUCAGAUUGAUGCAAGUUCUUAUUGUGACGAAGAAUUGAAUUUUAUGAAGGUUUCUUCUUUUUUAAUUUCUGGAGACAUUAAGAAAUUUUACUUUUUGUUAAUUGAUAUAUUACCUAAACUGACACCAUGCCCACAGACUGCUGAAGAAUUGUUUUUAUUGUUGAAACUAAAACCUGCCAAAAUGUAUAGCUUAUUGAAGGAAUUAUUAUUUUAUACAAAAAAGUAUAAGCUAUUGAGAUAUUUAAACACAUGUUGUCAUCAGAUGAAAGUGAAUUUGAAAAAUGGCUCAUGUUUCAUUAAUUCAGGAAGGUUGCUGAUAUUUAAUUUAUGUGAAGCUCUUAAAGAUUCGGAAGUGGCAGUUCUGAAAACUUUAUUGGACAAGACUGAAAUUCCACACAGUCCCGAAUGGGAUGGCAUUGCUGCCGAAGAAUUUUUUGGCGUCUAUCUCAGAGACAUAACCGAAAAGAAAAUUACAGAUUUGCAAAAUGCUUUAUCCAUCAUUAAAUACAAAGAUAUUGAGAUAUUUGAAGAAGGAUUCAGAUACUAUUUUGAAAAACCAUUUCCUAUAACACAACCAUCAGUUGGGAAUCCUUGUGGUCUUGCUGUAAUCUUUAAUUUUGAAAAUUUUGAUAAGCCGGCAGCAAUGUGCGAUUCUAAAAAGCUAAAGUUACGAAAAAGUCACUUAGAUACAAGGACUGGUACAAAAAUAGACGAAAAAACACUGAUUGAUCUGUGGCACAAGUAUGGAUUUGACGUAUUGGUGUUUAGAGAUCUGUCUUCUACGGAGAUGAUAGAAGUAAUUGAAAGAUUUAAGGAAUUUCAUUAUGAAAACUACAAUGUUUUUAUAACUUGUAUUUUAACACAUGGAGGAAGAAACAGUAACACGAUUUAUACAUCGGAUAACAUUCCUCUGGAUGUAUACGGAGACGUUGCCUAUAACAUAUGCACCGAAGUUCUUCAAGAAAAACCAAAACUACUGUUUAUUCAAGCCUGCCGAGAAAAUAUAGAUAUUAAUGGAAAUCUACCACAAAUCAAACGCACCGUGGAUCGUGGUUGGUGAACGAACUGAAAAAUGUAUUGGAGGAAAAUAAUGUCUCCACCAAAGACCUAUGGAAACUGAUGAACAGAGUCAUCAACAACAUUAUAGAACAGAGAAAUGAAAAGUCGGGACCUAUACCUGAAUUAAGAAGUACAGUAAUGCGUCCUCUUUAUUUGAAACAAUUGAAGAAUUCCUGUCCCGUUCAAAAACUGACAGCUAUUAAUGCAGAGAACUGUCCAUCAUUAUUCCAACUUAUUACAAGCUUUUCGGUCCUACCAGAUGUUUAUUUAGUGUAAAAUUCUUGCUCGUUAAAUACUAUUCACAAAAAUACCCGUGAUCAAAAAGUUUCAGUAAAACGCAAAAUUUUAAUUUAUUCAUCAAAAUUCAUUUUAUCUGCUUAAAAAAGUAAUCGCCUCCCAUUGCAAUGAACUUGUGCCAAUACUAUUGCCAAUUCUCAAAACAUACAUUAAAAUCAUUUUCGUGAAACCCCUUUGGGACUAGCAACGAAUUUUGUUUUAUGGCAUCAAUCAGCUCAAAAUAGUGACCACCAAGCGGAAAUUUUAAUCGAGGAAAUGGAAAAACGUAACAUGCUGCAAUAUCAAGUGGAUGCAGAGCUUGUAUUUGUUUGAAUUUUUGGCCAAAAAUUCAAGAAUGUAAGAGCAUUGUGAGCAGGUGUGUUAUCCUUGUGCAAAAUCUGCAAGUUUUCUUGCCACAAAUCAAGUCAUUUUCUACAAAUUGCUUCAUGCAAAUGAUGCAAAAUGCUCAAAUAAUCAAUCUUUGUCGAGAGUUUGGCCAGUCGGAAUGAAUUCGUGAUGCACAAUACCUCAACAAUUGAAGAAAACAUUUAACACGACCUUGAUUUUUGACUGGCUUCGACAUGGUCUGUUCGGUCUCGAUUCACCUUUCCAGUGUCAUUCAAUCGAUUGUUGAACCGUUUUGGUGUCAAGAGCAUUGAUCCAAGUUUUGUUACCCGUAAUGAUAAGAGCGAUUUGCCUCAAGAAAGCAUUUCCUUGGCCUCUCGAACAUUUGUUUUUGGAAAAAAGAAAUCAACAUUUUGGGAUUACUGGAGAGGAGAUGCACCGCAAGCUUAAAUGAUCUUUCAAAAUUGCUUAACAAGGCCCAAAUGAUACCAGAAUACAUUCAACAAUGUCCCUAUUUUGAAGUGGAUUUACCAAAGCAUGAUUCUUUCUCUGCCUUCCUCGAACAUCUUGUACCACUCGAAAACUUUUAUUUUUUUAUAGACAUUUCCAAAACUUUUUGAUCACAGUAGUUUACUUAUUUAAGUAGACAACAUAACUUUUGACAUUCUGAACUAAAGUUUGUCUUGUUGAUUUUAUACAUCAACUUGGUGCCAAUUUUUAUUUCAUUAAUUAAUUGUUACAUUAUGCAUGCUUUUUUUGUGUAUAAAUUUAACAACGUUUUGAAAUAUGAUAUGAUCAUAGGCAAUUUUUAUAAAUUCUCAUUUAAAUAAAGCGCAAUCACGAGAGCUUAUGAUUCCAAACUAAAAUGUCGGCAUUACAGAAUAUGGUUUAAUCAUUGAUCACAAGCCAUACAAGUAUCACGUCUCACAAAAAAGCUGUAGGAGGAAAAACAAUAAUUGCAAGAUUAUUAUGAAUAUUCUUUUCCAUAAGAAGGAAUUAGAAUAGAAUUCUUGAAAUAUCUUGUUGGAAUCAAUCAUGAAUUGCAUAUCACCCAACAAUUACAGUAUCUUCAGCAAAUGUGUAGUAGUACUCAUUCUAACGUAUUAUGCACAUCAAGGAUUAAUUUUCUUUCCAGUUCCGAAGAAAAACAAGUUCUGUAUUCUCUCUAGAAAAUAAAAUCUAUUCUCAAUUUCAACAGAAUAAUAGACUAAUGUGAGACUAAAAGAUAUUUUUUGCAAUUCAAUUAAUGUAGCUAAGUGGGAAUUCAUCUUGUAUGACAAUUUGUUAAAUUAUGAAAUAUAAAUAAAACUAUUUUUUAAAAA